Molecule: messenger RNA, 8630 nt
Organism: Loxodonta africana (African savanna elephant)
Lineage: Eukaryota; Metazoa; Chordata; Mammalia; Proboscidea; Elephantidae
Gene: ELK4
Product: ETS transcription factor ELK4
Exons: 5
Coding region: 125-1423 (432 amino acids)
Biological process (GO): cell differentiation; regulation of transcription by RNA polymerase II
Cellular component (GO): nucleus
Molecular function (GO): DNA-binding transcription factor activity, RNA polymerase II-specific; sequence-specific DNA binding
Source: RefSeq, a predicted model, not a curated record
CCGCGGUGGUCGCAGCGGCUGCCGCGCUGUCCUUGGGUUCUCGGCGUGAGGAGGCGGCGGGUGAAGAGGAGCAGCGUGUUCGAGGCGGAGACCGGGAAGGAGCCCCGCGGCCUCGCCCCUUGCUAUGGACAGCGCUGUCACCCUGUGGCAGUUCCUUCUUCAGCUCCUGCAGGAGCCUCAGAACAAGCACAUGAUCUGCUGGACCUCUCGGGAUGGGGAGUUCAAGCUUCUGCAGGCAGAAGAGGUGGCUCGUCUCUGGGGAAUGCGUAAAAACAAGCCAAACAUGAAUUACGACAAACUUAGCCGAGCCCUCAGAUACUAUUACGUAAAGAAUAUCAUCAAAAAAGUGAAUGGUCAGAAGUUUGUGUACAAGUUCGUCUCUUACCCGGAGAUUUUGAACAUGGAUCCAAUGACAGUGGGCAGGAUUGAGGGAGACUGUGAAACGUUAAGCUUCAGUGAAGUCAGCAGCAGUUCCAAAGAUGCGGAGAAUGGAGGGAAGGAGAGACCACCACAGCCUGGUGCCAAGACCUCCAGCCGCAAUGACUACAUACACUCUGGCUUAUAUUCCUCGUUUACUCUCAACUCUUUGAACUCCUCCAAUAUGAAGCUUUUCAAAUCUAUAAAAAUUGAGAAUCCAGCGGAGAAAUUGGCAGAGAAGAAAUCUCCCCAGGAGCCAACAUCAUCUGUCAUCAAAUUUGUGACAACACCUUCCAAAAAGCCACCACUUGAACCUGUUGCCGCUAGCAUCUCAACUGGCCCAAGUGUUUCGCCAUCUUCAGAAGAAACUAUCCAAGCUUUGGAGACUUUGGUUUCCCAAAAACUGCCUUCUCUGGAAGCCCCAGUGUCUGCAUCCAACAUAACUACGGCUUUUACCACCACCCCUCCUGUUGCGUCCCUGUCCCCGUCUUUGCGGGAGCCUCCUAGAACGCCCUCACCACCACUGAGCUCUCACCCGGAUGUCGACACAGACAUUGAUUCAGUGGCUUCGCAAUCGAUGGAACUUCCCGAGAACUUGUCACUAGAGCCUAAAGACCAGGAUUCAACUUUGCCAGAAAAGGACAAAACAAAUAAUUCAUCAAGAUCCAAGAAGCCCAAAGGAUUAGAACUGGCACCCACCCUUGUGAUCACAGGCAGUGAUCCCAGCCCACUAGGCAUCUUAAGCCCAUCCCUGCCCACAGCGUCUCUUACACCGGCACUUUUUUCACAGACGCCCAUAUUACUGACCCCGAGCCCCUUACUCUCCAGUAUCCACUUCUGGAGUACCCUCAGCCCUGUUGCUCCCCUGAGUCCAGCCAGACUGCAAGGUGCUAACACACUUUUCCAGUUUCCUUCUGUACUGAACAGUCAUGGGCCAUUCACUCUGUCUAGCCUGGAUGGACCUUCCACUCCUGGCCCAUUUUCCCCAGACCUACAGAAAACAUAAUGUGUGCCCUAUGGAAUGAGAGAACUGGGGAACAGAGAAGCAGAGAGACAUUCACCGUGAUUACAUCUGAAGUGAGCAAUUGAUAAAUCCACAAAGCUGAUAAAGGACUGUUGUGAUUUCUCCCAUUCCCCAUCAAACUGCCUUUUUGGAAUUCCUUUGACUAGGACUCAAGUUGAACUCUGUAUAAAAAUGCCUUAAUUGGAGUCCAGACUCCACCUCCUUCUCUUUUCUUUUUCGUAGUAUUUUGAGCUUUGUAUUAAAGUUUUGGUGGGAUUUUGCCUUGCAAGAGCCGUCAAGGACAGAGUUACUCAUUCUGGCCAUUGGGACCCUUUGGCCAGAAAAAAAAAAAAAAAAAUCAUGCUUAGAGUAUAUUAAGAAAUACUAGUUAAAUGAAAUUGGCCAUAUCUUUAGGACUUAAGUGUGCUGUGUUGAACCAUGAAAAAUGAGCUGUAAAGAAUCAUUCCUAUUCUCACAGAGUAAGAGUGGAGCAGUGCUAUUGGGGAGAUUUUUUUUGUGUGUGAACUGUGACAUAUGUCAGCAGCUCCACAAAAUGCAUCUUGUUUACAUUCAUUCAGGGUGGAUCUCUUAGCCAUAUAUGUGAUCUUGCCUGAACCUGUCAACAGAGCAUAGAGCUAGUCUACCGCAACCUAGGAAGAUUUGUAAACCUGGGGUUUUAGACAGUGUUUGGAACAUCCAGUGAGAAUAUGGGACCCCACAUCUAGCAUGGAAGUGUCUGCCCUCUGGGCGAUGUGACCACGUAUUCCUGAAAUACAGUAUGGUAAAUGCUGUCUUUUCAUCGAGAUGAACCUGGGCUUUGAAAAAUUGAGGCGCCUUUGAAGAUUCAGUUAAAUAACUUGAAACGUGAGAUGUUUUCCCAGAUAGAAGAUGCUCAAGUAAAGGACUGUAUUUUCUGUUCCUUUGACCUCAUAUUCUGUGGUAUAGUUAUCUUCUUUUCCUUUUAAAUUUAAGGUCCUUAGAGGUUGUGAUAGUUUUAAGAAUGGAAUUAGGAAGAUGAAAUGCAAAGGGAAGCCUCCAGAUCAGUAGUGAGGUAAAGAUGUGCUUAUUUCUUCCAAUUUAUUUUUAAUUAGGAAGGAGCGGAGUUCACUUGGGAAUGCUCGCACAUAGGGUUGGAUUGUUUGUUUUAGUGGUAAACAAUUUCAGCCUCGGGCCUAAAUCACCACGUUUAUAAGAUAUGACCAUACAGCCAGGUGCAGACAGAUUUGUUGGUUUCCCCAAACUGAAUUGAAAUUAUUCCCACAGCAGGACCUUUGGUUGAUAUAUUUGGCUCUAAAGCCCAGGAUGAAAUUAUAUGCCAGCACCACCACCCUGCCCAUUAAAAUCUUCUUUUAACUCUAGAAAUAGUCCCUGUAAUUGACUCACAUGAACUGAAUGGGAGGAGGGAGUAAGGACUGGGGGACUCAGAAUGACAGAGACAAGUCAGCAUGUUCCAGGUGCAUUAUAUUCCCUUUAAGAUGUUUAUAUACAGUGUAGAGAAGUUUGUGUAGGACAUCUGUGCUAGCUCCCUAGGAGUGACCUUUCUAUUUGUAGGUUGAAGGUCUGUUCUGGGUCAUGUGUGGCUAUCAGCCGAGAGUCCUGGUUCUGAAAAGUGCAAUAGUAGUGUUAGACGGCAGCGUCCAUUUCCUUUGCAUGCCUGUUUGAAAUUAGACCUCUCAGCAGCACUUUCAAAUAGUUUAUUAGGUUAAUUAACAUUUUGUACCUUAAGUAAUAAAUAUUGAUGACUCGAGUUAACUAGAAGUUUUAAAUUUUCAAAGCACAGAAGUAUUUUGCCUUUUUUUUUUUAAUCCACAGAAGUUUAUUUUCUCAUAUUUUGCCUUUUUGAAUUAAAGGAGAAAAGCCAUUUGUUUUCAGAGAUGGUAAGGAACUGUCUCAGCAUGGGGGUGCUUGGGAACCACAGGUACCAUUAAAAAGCAGUAAAAGCAACUUGUUAGGAACCAAUUUUGUGAGUCCUCUUUCUAUGCGCCUAUCUGGAGAGCCUCUGAGAGGUGUGAGGCGUUAGGAGUUAAUGAUCUGUCUUCUCUUUGAGAUCAGCUAAUUUGGGAGAAGCUUGUGUGUGUGUGUGUGUUUUCUUUUUAUUAAUGAAAGUUUACAUCCUUAGCUAAAGGUAUGAGACAGAAUGUUCUGUUUGUAGACUGCCUCCUUCCUAGAUAAGUCUUCAGCUUCGUAUUUGGACAUACACAGAGUUCUUACAUCAAAAGGUGACACACCAUUUUAACAUCAGUAUUCCCUGGAGAGACUUACAUUUGGUAGUUGUGGUGGUUUCCAUCAGUUGCCAGAAUGAAUGCUGUUGGGCACCAGCGGCCUACACUAAAGGAGGGUAAGCAGGUUGUACGGGGUUUGAGGACAUCUGCUGUCAGUGAUUGUUCUAGCUUUUCUUCUACUCUGGCCCCAUUCGCUCAGUGGUGUGCUGGAAAAUAUUUAACAGCCAGGCUCUCUGGGGGAAAAACCCUUAAUUUGUAGCCUUUGCCCAUUUCUGUGAUGUAAAUUACUCCCACUGUGACUGAUUUCAGGCCACCACCAUACAGUUGGGAAGAGAUAAUGUAGGCUUGACUCAGAGCUGCUGCCAGCAAGCCACUGCAUUUGCCACCCAAGAGUGGGUUUUUACAUAAUUUCUAAAAUAACUUUUUUUGUUCACAUCUCAUUAUUUAAAAUACAGAAUUAAAGUCACGUGUCUGACUUUAGUAAUGCUUUUUUUAAUGAUUUGCCAUGGUGCUUUUGCAGUGUUAAAGUCCUCGUGGCAUGUUUUGUGUUCAGGUAAAGUAGAAACUCUCAUUGACUUUUUUUUUUUUCCUGGUAUGUAAUUGAAGACUCCAGAGGCCCCCCACAAGUCAACCUUAAACUUAGAGUUAAAAUACAGGUUUAGUUUUUUUUUUUCCCCCAGAUUUUGAUGGGAAAAGUAACCCAUGACCCUUAAUAGUAAAAGGGCACUGGAUUUUUUUUUUUUUUCCAAACUGGAAAAAUUCCUUGAAGAUUUACAUAUUGUUUUAGAGUUAAAAAAAAAAAGACAACACUGCCUGUUGAGUCUGUAUACCUGGCGUGAUUUCUGGUUUUCUCCAUACUUGUCAGUUAGGCUCGGAGGGGAAAAUAAAUCAUAGGCUUGGAAUUCUUGAACUGCACCUGCAGGCUGUUGAUUGUAUCACAUCAGCUCUGUUUACACCUGUCACUGUAGGGUGUCUAGUCUGUCAACAUUUUUCAUCCUGAUCUCAGAAUUUGUGUUGUGAUUCUGAAAUUCUAAAAAGUAGCUUUGUAUCUUUCUAGUGAAUUUAAGCACGGGUAGAGUAACUCAUUGAUAUUUCAGAAAAGCAACCUCUAAGUCUUUUGAACACAUAUUUUGAAGAGUGGAAAGAUUUUGAACACAAAUGCCCUAUUAAAAAUCCAUACAUCUACAUGCUGAGUUAUGUACCACUAUACUAAUGAUGAGCCUUGGUGGCGCGGUGGUUAAGAGUUUGGCUGCUAACCGAAAAGGGCAGCAGUUUGAAUCCACUAGCCGCUCCCCUGUGGCACAGUGAUUAAGCACCCUGCUGCUAACCUUUCUGAAAGAUCAGUGGUUCGAACCCACCAGCAGCUCCUCGAGUGAAAGACCUGGGGACCUGCUCCUGUAAAGGUUACCGCCUAGGAAAACCUGUGGGGCAGUUCUGCUCUGUCACAUGAGGCCAUUAUGAGUUGGAAAUGACUCGAUGGCAUAAAACGUACUAAUGUGUGUCCAUUAUAAUGUAAUAUGUCCAUUAUAAAAUGUGAAAAUAGACAUCAAGGAUGACAUAGAGAGUAAAUAUUGCAUACAAGUUCUAAUACUUUCUUCCUAUACCUGACACACAUUCAACUUUAAAUACCACUGACUCAGGAUAUUGCUUUAGUCUAAUCCUCGGGGAAAAAAAGUGUGUGCCUUUGUUGUGAUAUGUGGAGAACUCUUUCACAGAUUUUCAUGUCAAAUCUCUAGAAGUAAUUCGGAAUUUUUAGGAGAGCUCGUUAUCACCUUUCUGGAAUUGCACAUUCUUUUUCAUAAGUUGCCAGAUAAAUAGCCCACUACCAGAUUUUUCCAGGGACUUCACCCAUGUUAUUUUUGACAACAGCCUGUUGUCUCUUUCCUCUUAGUAUUCAGUAUGAUUCUAUAUUUUACUGGUCUGUUGAUAAAUUUUUAAGCCUUCUCUCUUAUAUUUUGCCAACAAAUUCAGAAUUAUUUCAAGUUGCUUUAUGUUAAAAUACAUAACUUCCAUUUUCUUGCUGCAUUAGUAAAAAUUUUUUUUUUUCGGUGCAGUGACAUUUCAGCAUCUGAAGGAAUGCUUUUCUGGUCGAGUCGGUUCUGUUUAUGACUUCAUUUACCAUUGUUUUACACUACUUGUUUACAUGGCAGAAAUCUAGAAUUGUGCUGUUGUUAGUUGUCUAAAUAAGUGUGGCUGUGAGCGCAGGUCUCUGUGCAGAAGCCUGGGGCUCUGAGUGAGUCACCAAACCAGCAGGAAAGAGAGACUGCCCGUGAUGUAGUCUGUUGUCUGAGGGGAGGACAGAAUAUAUUUUGUGAACAUGGGGUGGAACGAAGUGAUGGCUCAGUCUGCAGUCAUGUAAGUGAAGUUGAGGUCGACCAUCAUUGUCUCUCUUGAGGGAGGUGCUCUGAGUAGAGAACAGGUCCUAUGGAAAGUAUUUUGUUCAUUAUCUGCUUGGCUCUGGGUCAACAAAUAAGUGUUUUGUUACUGCUUUUAAUGCUGCUGGCCUUGCCUGAGACAAGGUGCCCUGUUACUUUUCUUAUGUCAUCGGAACUCUGCUUACUGAAGUUGAAGUUAUAAUCUUAGAAUCUAGAAUUGUUGUGGGUGGUGAUGUAGUAAGCAGGACAGAAGGCGGUCUGAUUUCAUUUCUUGUACUUGGUGGAACCUGUUAGUAUAAAAAGUCCUGUUUUGACCUGUAAAGUGAGCAGAUCUGAAAGGUGGUUGUCGAUGUGGAAUAGCUGUUCCGUUUGAAGCUGCCAGUUUCUUCAAGCUGCUCUUCUGGGAAAAAACCUUUUUUUUUUUUUUUUGUAAAGUCACAGCCUGCCAGAAAGUAGCAAUUUCUAGGAUGCUGCCAUUCACACUUACCCACUGUGAAAGACAGAAACCCAGAGUGGUCUGUGGCAGAAGGAAAUGGUGGCUGUAGGCUUUCUCUAGAAACCAGGAAAUCCAAGUUUGCGUUAACAUGAUUUUAAAUGAAACCUUUAACAAGAAAAUCUACGAGAGAUGCAAUCAGACAUACUAAGUCUCUUGAACUUGAAUCUUUUGAGAAUAAUACAUAUCAGGAAGUAUAAAAUUUUACUUUGAAAUUUUUAAUUAGGAGACUAGAACAUUUGUUUCCAAGUCAUUUUGAUGCUUUGACUAUGUGUGUGUGUGUGUACUGAGUGUGUAUGUGUAUUUUCAGAGGGAACAUGUAUUAUUCAUCCUCUAGGCUCCUAGGCUAUUUCAUAUAAGAACUUAAACUGCUGCACUUUGCAGUUGCCACUUCUUAAAGGUUAAUGCCUUGCACAUUUCACAUUUUUUUAGUACCUAAAUUGUAGGCCUUAUAGACUGACCGCUUGCCAGCUUUUUAGAAGUACAGCGCUACAUGUGAUGUAUUCUAGACAAAAUUGUCGGAAACUCUUCUCAUGUGCUCGUGUUACUGAGCCAAUAAGGAUGUCCUCUCUUAAAAGUUCUACAUUUACUUUUGCUUCUGUGUAAAAUCCUUAACUGGUUGGGAUAUAAAUUCCUCAGAAGCAAAAUUCCUAAAAUACAGAGCUCUGACCGUGAAUCAGUACACUAGUGGAGGGAUUCUGGUAUUGUGGCCUCAUUUAUCCUUUUGAAAACUGUACAUAAUAAGCACCUCAAAGUAGAGUAUCUUGGGCUAAUUGCUCUUCUCAGCUUUGCCUCGUUUUCCAUCUCAUAAGGGCCCAUUCUGGUUCUUGUUCCUUCCGAGGAUUUUGAGCCCUGCUAGGACAGGCCUGGGAUCUUCUGGACUGGGGGUGCCCCAUGGCUGGACCAGAGCUCUAGCCAAUGGAAUCAUUGAAGUACGCCUGGAGUUCGGGGUGGGGAUGCCAGAUACCGGUGUUCAGUCACUUGGCACUUUUUUGAACACCAUUGUUAGCACUGUUUUGUUUUUAAUAACUGGAAGCACUUAAUGAUUAUUUUAUUCGUUUAAUUUCACCUUAAGGAUAUUGAAAGUCAGGGAAGUAAGAUCUACUUCUCAUUUAUGUUUUCUGAUACAUGAGACUCUUUGGAGAAGGGAUGAAUGGAUUAUGUAAUGAGCCGCUCUUCUGGGCUCUCUGUAAGGUAUGCUCUUUUGGCCAAGAUGUUUUAAAAUAAUUUACAAGCUUUUACUGUUGCGCUUUGUAGAAAUUUAUGAAAUGUUUUAAUGAUUCGCAAUUGAUGGAUUAUAUUCAACUUUGUAAACUAUCCCAUUUUAAGUUUCUUUUCUGUUUAAGCAUUGUUGCUUACUGUCUGUUGCUAUGUAGAGUACAUAGUCCCUUGUAAGACAUUUUGUAUUUUUUGUUUCUGGGGCAGUAUUACCAGUGGCCUUUAUAUUACAUUAUACUCAUUGGUCAUGUGGUAUAGUAGCAUAUUUCAUGAACUUCCCUGUCCAGUAAUAGUGAAUUUAGCUAAGACACACAUAUGUAAAAAUGGAAGAGAAAUGAAUGCAAUUAAUUCUUGAUUACCCGAGGCCUGUCUGUUCAGUUUGGCCAUGGAUCUUUUGCUGACAACAAUCAGAUCUGUUUCUUCACUUUUGCCUUCUAGCAGUUUCAUUUAUCUUUGUGGGUAGGGAAGAUUAAAUAUGAAACUCAGUCCAGUCAUUUUGCUACUGGUUACCUUUGGUUUAAGCAUUUGGUUUGAGGUGAAUAAAAGUUUUUACUAAAAUUAGUUUUUAGGGAGGAUUGUGCCCUUUAUUCACUGAAUAAAUAAGUUGGGUUAAAAAAAAAUAUAUAUAUAUAUAUAUAUAUAUAUAAUUUUGCAUUUUGAAAAAGAAACUAAUAGUUUUUCACAAGCGAUACUGGAUGUUGUAAAAAUGUUUAUACCAGGAGACCACUUGGAAUGAGUAUGAUUAAUGGGAAAUAAGUGUAGCUGGAUGAUCUGAAAUUUCACUGGCCAGGUGCCUUGGCCACAGUGGCUCUGGCCGUUUGUGGACUACUCAGUGUGGACAUCACUUAAAAAUUAAAUGAUGUUAAACGAUAAACUUGAUUUUCAUUCACCCAGCUCUGUAA